AAAGUCUCGCGUUGUUUCCACCGACAUUUCGUGCGCAGCCACCGCACUCUCUGCCUGCUUGCAUUUUGUUUUUUCAAAACAUUUUUUUUUUUUUGCAGGGACGGGAGUGAGCAACGAAGACGUCCGUGCAUGAAUCAAACCCGAGUGUGUUAGUUGACAGAUUUCUCGGUUGUAGGCCUGUUGAUUAGCUGUCAGUAUGGCGGUAGUCAUCAGACUGCAAGGUCUGCCCAUAGUGGCCGGCACCAUGGACAUCAGGCACUUCUUCUCUGGCCUCACCAUCCCUGAUGGGGGCGUACACAUCGUGGGUGGCGAGCAUGGCGAGGCCUUCAUUGUCUUUGCCACCGAUGAGGAUGCUCGGCUGGGAAUGAUGCGCACAGGUGGGUCCAUUAAGGGCUCCAAAGUAUCGUUGUUGCUCAGCAGUAAGACGGAAAUGCAGAAUAUGAUUGAGUUGAGCCGGCGGAGGUUUGAAGCCGGCACGGGUGCGACCGAGACCGCCGCGCCCGCUGCGGCUAACCGCCAAGCUGCCGCGGCAGCCAUACCCGCAAUACAGUCGGCCACAGCGGGGAGAAGUGGUAGCCAUGGAAACCCCGGUUUCACUAAUACUCCUGCGGUGGCGACAGCAACCUCAUCUCAGGAGACUCCGCUUCACAAGGCCGCAGCCAGCCUGGCGAGUAUGAUGCCCAACUUUCCCCAUGGCUACAGCGCCGCCCCUACCAUCACCACAGCCCUGCCGUCUCUCAAUCCGGGUCCUCCGCUCAUUGCGCCCAUGCCCUCCAUGCCCUCCAUGCAAUCGAUGCCCACUAUCCCCACGGUUCCUCCUCCCGUGUCGUCGUUGCCACCUGUCCCUACUGUCGUCACCCAACUUUCCCAUGGACCUCCUGUACCACCAAUGUCCCACCUGUCCCACAUGUCGUCUCUGCCGCCUUUCAACCCCAGCAUGCCCCCACCCGGAGGACUUGCCACAGGCCUCCCCCUCGGCACCCCCAACCCGAUGCUGUUCAACCCCCUCACCCCUCUUGCGUCUCUGGGUCUCCAGGCUCACAUGAAGGCUGCUGCAGCCACAGCCACGGCAAUUGGUGUGUCCAGUCCAGAUGAGUUGUUUGUCUUCUUGCAGAACCUACUGUUCUCCUGUUCAGAGAUGGAGGUCAGGGAGUUUUUCCGGGGUCUGGGGGUGGACGGAGUGCGCUUUUUGAGAGACGGGCAAGGUCGUCCGACUGGCCGAGCAAUGGUCAAAUUCUUCUUGCCCCAAGACUGCUUUGAAGCUGUGAAGCGGGGUGGUGGCAUGAUGGGUCAAAGGUUCAUUGAGAUCACCCCGGGCUCUGAGAGGCAGUGGGCUAGCCUCAAUCACAGCACAAUGGGCCCGACUUCCCAAAAUAGCGCGAAACCAAACAGUCAUUCACAAGACCAGCACCAACGACGUAGUCACGCCGGCGACAUUGGCCGGGAUCAGCGAGGGAGGUCAAGAUCUCCACAUCGCCAAGAGUUCUGCGUUUACCUGAAGGGCCUCCCUUACGAGGCUGACAAAAAACAGAUCAAGGAGUUCUUUAAGAACCUAUCCGUGGUGGAGGACACCAUGUACAUUGCCUACGGCCCCAAUGGACGAGCCACAGGAGAGGGCUUUCUGGAGUUCAAAACGGAACAAGAUUACAAGACUGCACUGGGUGCUCACAUGCAAUACAUGGGUUCCCGCUUCAUCCAAGUACACCCCAUUGGCUACAAAGGAAUGUUGGAAAAGAUUGACUCCAUACGUAAGCGUGAAGCAGCGCAGAACGGCGGCAAGAGCCAAGAUGGCCUCAAAACUGAACCAAGGAACUGCGCACACAUCACCAACAUCCCUUACAAUAUCUCCAAGAAGGACGUCCGUGCCUUCCUGGAUGGCAUCGGGCUUUAUGAAGACACGCUGAAGGUUCUGACGGACGGCCACGGCAACGGUUUAGGGCAGGCUAUCUUCCAGCUUCAGACCGAGGAAGAUGCCCGUAAAGCAGAAAGACUUCACCGUCAGAAGCUUAACGGCCGUGAUGCAUUUGUUCACCUGGUGACCUUUGAGCAGAUGAAGGAAAUUGAGAGGAACCCCCCACCUCAAAACAAGAGAGGCCAAAGGCCAAAUCCACAGCAGAACCAGAGCCAGAUUCAGAACCAGCACCUGCAGGCUCCGGUGGUUCCGCAGCAGCCCCAGAUGAAUCCCUUUGGCGGGAUUGGCGGUGAGGAGUUUAACUUUCUAAGAAGCACAAUGGGAAACCUCAACAGUUCCCCGUUUGUCACUCCAUUCUCUACUGCUGGAAACGGACUAGCGAGUCACCCCCCACUCCCCCCAUUGGCAGCAGGGCUGGGGGAAGUUAAUCUGGCCGUCGCUCCGCCGCUCAUUGCCGGUCUCCCUGGAGCUCCGCUUCUGGAGCCGCCAGGCUUUCGACCGGGUGCGGCUGGGGGGCCUACAUUCGGUCAGGAUGGGCUGAGAGGCUUGGUGCCCUUUGACAACAACAGGAAACCAAGUGGAGGAGCACAGAACAGAGGCGGUCCCGGGGCUAACAACAACAGCAACAACCAAGGACGUCAAGUGGGAGCGCCUCCCGGUGGACCUCCAGUUUUCAACCCAGGCUCCGAGGGUCUCUUGAUCGCCCCUGGGGCGCCCAACAACCCUAACAUUCACCGCUCUUCUGCCGCCUCUACUGCCGCCCCGACAAUAGUCAAGCUCCAGAACAUGCCAUUCACUGUCACCGCCGACGAGAUCAUGGACUUCUUCUAUGGCUACGAGGUGCUUCCUGGAUCCGUGUGCUUGCAGUUCAGCGACAAAGGUCUGCCCACCGGCGAGGCUAUGGUAGCCUUCCAGAACCCCGAAGAGGCUUCCGCCGCUGUCCUGGACCUCAACGACCGGCCCAUUGGCGCACGGAAAGUCAAAAUUAGUCUGGGUUAAGAAAGCCCUCCACCCCAAGCCUCCAACCAAAGCAGAUAGACCCUAAAUAAACCCCUUUCAGGCUGAGCUGGUGGCGGUUAGGACUGGUGGCUACGGUUUGCUGGCGUGUUGUUGAUUGUGUUGGCCUUUGGCGGGUUGUGUAUUUUGUACUUGGGCCUUCAGUGUUGACUUACCUGAUCUAAUACCACUGCUAUUACAUUGCAAUUAUAGAAACCAUUAUUAUUAUAUUAACAAAAACAAAAACGCACGAGCCUGGCACCAAUUUUUCAGCUGCAACUGCUUUUAUGGUUAAAAUAAAAUAAAAACAAAAAUUAAAAAGUCAAAAUUGAUGCCACUAGCUCUGAACCAGCCCGAACCAUCUCAGUGCGAAUGGGGUCUUACUGCUCACUCUGCCCCCAACAGAACUUUUCAAAGCAUAGCACCACCACUUGAAGACUUGUUUAUUUCCUGCGUACGCUCAUUUUUUAUUCACUGACUUGAUGAUCAUGAUGAUGACCAACUGCUGGGGAAAAACUGAAUUGUGUUCUGUUGCUAUGGUAACACUCGUGUUGCUGCCUCUGUGUAAGUCGUGCCCUCGCUGAGGUUGUUUCACAUUUGCGGUUGCUAUGCUAUUGUUGCUACAUACUGCGUAGCUACGCUAAUAUCUCUAUAUGUUGUUGUGGUAAAACGCGUUACCAUUUGUUCCCUUGCCGUCAUGCUCAACAAUGACUUAUUUUUUUUUUUUGCUGUUGUCCUUUUCCACAUUAAAUGUCUGCUCUUUUUUUCCCCCCCUCUGCUCCUGCGUUACAUCGACGAUGCUGAAAAGCAACGACUGUCAGUGGGGUUGCAAAGGGGUGGAACAUUUCUGUAAAGUUUCCAGUCAAUUUCUAUGGGAAGUUAAGAUGGGGAGUUUUGGAACUAAUCCACAUUGGUAACUUUUCACAGGAAUUAUUGGGAAUUACUUGGGAAUUGAGUGUAAUGGAAACACAUAUUCAAGCGUAAAUGUUAAUGCAGUGGUACCUUGAGAUAGCAGGGACCCAACCUAGUAGGGUUUUCACGAUACGAGCUGUCGUCUGGCCAAUAGUUUUGCUUUGACGUGAGCAAAAAUUGGAGAUGCUUUUUGAAGUUUAAAAAACAAAAAAGAAUGACAUGUUUAAAACAACCACAUUGCUUUGAACAUUUACACGUAGACGCGUAACCAUACUGAGAGGCAUAUAUUCUUUAUCACCUGCAAAGAACUAUUAUUAUUACUGCAGCUUACUGAGGAUCUGAGACCUAUCAUGUACUUUACAUCUGGUAUGUCUGUAUUGUACUACCCCCUGGUGGCCAAGUCGUGCACGCCAGAAGGAGCAGCACAAUGUCCGUUGAACUGAAGCAAAAACUGUUUAAUUUCUUUCCAUUUUAUCAUGUUGAUGAACAUUAUGAAGGUUGUCGUGUUGCUACGAAGUGAGAUGGGCAGUUUACUGUCUCCUGUUUUUCUGUCAGUCAUGCUGAUGAGUUGCCGAAUUAUUUUCUUUUUUAAUGUUGAUGUUGCUGUGUUUUGGAUAUCCCAACAUACAUGAUGGUGACACGCAUACACACAAUGUUGGCGUAUGAACUGUAGAGUCUGCAGUGUUUUUCGUUUUGGUAGCAUUUUUUCUGUGGUCCGUAUUUAGAUUUGGGAUGUUUUCAGUGUCUGUAUGAUGCCACACAUGCUUUGAACAUACUUGUUUUUUUUGGCUAAUAAAAAGGAUGUACAGGACAUUCUCCUUGCCCGCCGGA
Phyllopteryx taeniolatus (common seadragon) is the source of this 4651-nucleotide messenger RNA. RefSeq names its product copine-1-like. The transcript is spliced from 2 exons. Gene Ontology annotation, molecular function: RNA binding; calcium-dependent phospholipid binding. Lineage: Eukaryota; Metazoa; Chordata; Actinopteri; Syngnathiformes; Syngnathidae. The coding region runs from base 197 to 2911 and encodes 904 amino acids. Gene Ontology annotation, biological process: regulation of RNA splicing; cellular response to calcium ion; regulation of canonical NF-kappaB signal transduction. The record is from RefSeq and is a predicted model, not a curated record. Gene Ontology annotation, cellular component: nucleoplasm; ribonucleoprotein complex; plasma membrane.